Phytophthora infestans T30-4 is the source of this 1217-nucleotide messenger RNA. Its product is annotated as Crinkler (CRN) family protein. The annotation marks the transcript as partial. The record is from RefSeq and is a predicted model, not a curated record. The transcript has a single exon. Lineage: Eukaryota; Oomycota; Peronosporomycetes; Peronosporales; Peronosporaceae.
AUGGUGAUGAUCAACCUUUUCUGUAGCGUCGUUGGGGAGACGGGAAGUGCCUUCCCUGUUGCUGUCGAUGAGAGUGCAACGGUGGAAGACUUAAAGAUAAAGAUUAAGGAGAAGAAAGCGGACGACUCAGCCCUGAAAAUUGUAGCUGCGAAGAGCCUGCAGCUCUUCCUGGCGAAGCAGCCCGUUGAAGAGGAGGCUGGCAAAGAGGUCGUCCCUGUUUACCGCUCUUCUGCGAAGGAUAUGGAGAUAAGUCUCAAGUGGCUCGCAGACGAACAUAGGGCUGCUCUGAAGCCGGUUAAAGGAGAAUCCGACGAUUACAUCAAUGCGCUGACGGCCGGAGAACUGAUUCUGGACUCAAAGAUCUUAGCAACGUGGUUCUUCACGGAUAACAACAUGGAGCUUUUAUCUAGUGAGCAAGUUCACGUGCUGGUGGUGGUACCAAAGGGGACUGGUGGCGAUCAGAUACUCGAAAGUUCAAUCUCACACGAUGCGUUCACAAGGAUCCACGAACACACUUGUCGAAUGAGUGAUAAUGUGGAGAAAGAAAUUCGCGAACGGGAUCGUAAAAUUGCGGAUGAAAUCCGAAAACGAGAUCGUAAAAUAGUGGAAGAAUUUUGCGAACACUAUCGUAAGAUAUUGGAAGAAAUCCGCGAAUUGAAUGAUAAGCGAGCGGAAGAAACUCGUCAACUAGUGGAGCGUACAAUUGCGAGAGCUUUAAUCCCUGCGACACCGAGUAAACCAGAUUUACAAUUGGGCUACGAGCAUGUUGGCCUAUUGUUGCAGAAUGGAUACGUCUCGAGUGCAGAAGAAACAGUCGGAGCAGAUGCCUUUUGGUCAGUGGAAGUUCAGGCCCAAGUCGACUGUAUUAAGAGGGAGGACUCUUUUGACGCAUUCAUUACUCCUUAUUUCACCAAUGCACUGGACAGCCACGAUGUCGUAUUCGUCCAUAGCGAACUGUAUAACUCGUUGCCGCAGUCUGGGUUUGGUAACAGCAAUACCGCCCAAAUUCCAGAUGGAUUUGUGACCCAUCGUGGGAUGUAUCACAAGGAGCCUGAACCAAAUGAUGGUGUCAGUCGAGCGGGCACAUCAUUUCGUUUUGGGAAAGCAAUUAAGGCACUAUUUGAUUGCCUUGUUCUCUUCGAGAGCAAUAUCACUGAAGAUCUGGAAGGGGCUCCAUUUGGCCAAGUUAUGCAAUACAUACAGCACGUAUUCCCUAA